Molecule: messenger RNA, 336 nt
Organism: Phyllotreta striolata
Lineage: Eukaryota; Metazoa; Arthropoda; Insecta; Coleoptera; Chrysomelidae
Source: the annotation of a GenBank genome assembly
AUGUACUUUCACACAUUCGGGUUUACAUUACUUGUAAUAUUGGGAUUGGCGUAUGCUCAAAUCCCGGUAGCAAAAAUCUUGAAUUAUCACAACAACCCUAGAGGGAGAGGAUACGAUUUUGGCUUUACAUCAAGCGACGCUAUCGUACGUGAAGAAUCAGGAAACUGGGAGGGAAGCGGUAGGCUAGGAGAGAAUGGAGAAGAACUUGGUACCAACAGAGUGAGCGGUUACGCUUUCCAUUAUUUCCCUGAUGGAACACCAUUUCAGAUUUCCUACGUCGCCGAUGAAUUUGGUUUCAGACCAAAGUUCACUAUUGGUUCAACUUCAAAACAGUAA